AUGAACAUUUUCGUAUUUUUGAUUGUAUUUUUAAUAAUUUUAUUCAUUGUACUAGUUUUACCAACUCUCUCCGGCCUAGGAUCGUUCCAUAUCGAUAAAAAUGCAUUAAAUGAUAUUAAAAACAGAAAAUCUCAUAGAACUGGGUCUUUGAACGAGAAGUCUAAUGAAUUUGGACAAGAACAAGAAACUAUCAAUAAUAAAUCUAUUUUUAGAUCAAAACCAUUAAAAUUCAAAAUCAAACAAGAAGAACCUCCUCAAAACCAAGAACAAUCAUGUAACGGAAAUAGUAAUUCUUUCGAUAAUAGAUAUACAGCAAAUUCUAGAACUGGAUUAAAAAACCGUGUUACAGCAAAAUACAAUUCUGAUCCAAAUGCUUUUGAUUUUGAAGUUGACGAUUUAAUUAAUGAAGAUAGGGACCUGGAAAAAAUCGAGCAAGAGAAAAGAUUUGCUCAAAUUAAAGGUAAAGAAAAUGAAAUAUUGGAAGAACUAGCGUAA
This is a messenger RNA of Saccharomycodes ludwigii, 495 nucleotides long. RefSeq names its product Exp1p (gene EXP1). NCBI's taxonomy places the organism in Eukaryota, Fungi, Ascomycota, Saccharomycetes, Saccharomycodales, Saccharomycodaceae. The record is from RefSeq and is a predicted model, not a curated record. The coding region runs from base 1 to 495 and encodes 164 amino acids. The transcript has a single exon.